AGUGGCUCUGGUUAUCGUGUUGGAGAAGGUGGUGGCGUUGGUGUUGGUGUUGGUGUUGGUGGUGUUAAAAGGGGGUGAGGGGGAGUGUUGGUGAUGUUGGUGAAUUGUUGGGGAUAAGUGUGAGGGUCAAUUAAGAGAAGCAUGGACGACCUUCUCUCCUGCUCUGUGUGCUGCGAAUCCUACCACGAGAAGCACAGGCAGCCCGUCCUCCUGCCGAGAUGCGGUCACUCCUUCUGCAGACCCUGCAUCUCGUUCCUGGUGCAGAAGGGCAGCAUCAUCUGCCCCAGCUGUCGCACGGACCAGAGGGUAGAGGGCGCCGAUAACCUACCACAGAGUUCAGUCUCCUGGCCAUUUCGUUGGCGCAGCAGGUUACUAAGGUGCAGGAACAUCGCUACAAAGUAGAAUUUGGCAAGAGACGUGUCAGGAACACGGGGUGAAGCUGUCCUUCUGGUGCAAGACGUGUAACAAACCAGCCUGUGGCGAGUGCCUCUUCGAGGAUCAUCCCAUGACCUCGCAUUGCGUCAUCAAGUCGACGGCGUACGUUACCGAGAUGAAGGAGAGCGUGACGCACAUCACCAACAAGUUCAUGGAAGCCCUUGAUGGGAGGGAGAAACAAUUCUUCGAGAGGAUCUUUAACAGUACAAAGAUGAUCAACGAUGCCCUAAGGACCAUCACAGUCCUCAGGAAAGACAUGGAGGAAGCGAGAGAACUCAUGAAGGGCGUGAAGCUCGUCGAAGGCAUCGGCCCUACACGGUCGCUCUCAGAAUCAGCCAAGUUCUUGGGACUGAAAUGGAACCUGCAGGAUGUUAACCUGAAACUGGGCCCAUUAGUUAUAAAAAAUGCAGCAAUGACCAAAGCGACUAACGAGGAGUCCGAGACGCAAGGACCAGAAACUGAAUCUGCAAAAGAUGAAACAAAAGAUAAAAAUGAAGAGACUGAAAUGGUGGAGACUACAACUGAUCAGAAUGAUGAGGCAGCCAGUGAAAACGGUACAAACGAAAGUGAGAAAGCUGAUGAUGAAAAGGAAAAAGAUUCUGAAGAAGAAGAAGAGGAAGAGAUUCUCACAGAGGAAGAAAUAAGAAAAAGAAAGAAGCUUCAAAGGUUAAAAGAAAGGUUGGCUGCUGCCACAGCAGCAGCUGAGCAGGCAAAGCAGGAAUCAAAGGAGAAAAUUGGCACCAAAAGGGAUAAGGCUGACAGCAAUAAAGAGAAUAAGGCAGAAGAAGAGAAGACCCCCACACCGGCGUCCAGUCGGGAAGCUUAUGAGGCCACCUUAAAGAGUCUUAAACCGUGGCAGAAAAGAUCGAGGCCAUGGGAGCCCACACCAAGAGAGCCUUCCAUCACUCCAGACAGAGAGACUGGUCGAAAGGCUAAGAAAGACUCAGAUGAAAAAGAAGAGACAGAGAAAGGCUCAGAUGACACAGCAAAAGAUGAAAAGUCAAAAGAUGAGACGACACAGGACGACCAGUCCAAAGAUAACAAAGCAGAUGGAAGUGACACAACAGACAACAACACAAAAUCUAGCCAGCCUGAUGCAAAUGCUGUGGGUGACUCAAAUAAGGAUACAAAUGAACCAGCAGCCACUCAAGUAACAGACAAAACAAAAACAGAUUCUACAGAUGCUAACACAGCAUCAGCAACAGAUGCUGAUCCAAAGAAGGAAGACAAAGUCGAGAAGAAAGCACCGACUCCAACAACUAAGAAACCAAGAGGAAGAUUAGCGAGAAACGCACUGAAAAGAGCACAAACUAUGGACCUCUCAAAGAAACUCGAAAACCCAGAUGACGACACUAACAAGGGAGCCGAAUCUGAAAACAUUAAAGGGUUAGACUUGGAGACGCACAAAAACAAAACAAAUGAGGAGGCACAAGUCAAACACAAGGAAGCAGAAACGCAGACAUGCGAAGAGGUAAUUCCUGAGGAAACCGAGGGAGCAACAUGUAGCACCAAGGCACCUGCUCAGGCCAGUGGUGGCAUGUUCGAGAUGGAACCAGAAGAGAAGGAGAGGAUAGCUACAGAACUCAUGCAGGUGCCCAGCCUGACAAUAUGCAUCGAGGGCAUUGGGGGCCUUCUGGCAAGGGUUGCAUGGGAGUCUAUGGGUCUCCACAUCUACUGCCACCAGUUUCAAGAGUUACCCUAUGACGUUAUUGUUAAGUCUAAUGUCCUCCACGCCAUAAUCCCAACAAAGGACCCAAUGGUAUUCCUUGACAUCGGCUCAGAUGACCACUUGCUGGGACGCAUCUACAUCAAGCUGUGGGGCCACCUCAGAAGGGCGAACAACAUGCUCUUGCUGUGCCUGGGCGACAAGGGGCGAUCUCUGCGCAACAGCCGCUUCUUCAAGGUCAUGAACGCUGACGGACCAGGAGAACGGCUCCUGGGCGGAGACUAUGAGUACAACGACGGCCGCGGUGGCGAGUCCCUCAUCGACGACCUGGAGUACCAGGGGAAGUACUCCAUGCCUAUGGAAAUGGGUCUGAUCACUUCUGCCACUGGUGGUAACAGAGCUACGGAUUCGCAGUUCUACAUCUGCACUGAAGAGGAUCUCAACAGACAGUUCGCCUGCCCGUUUGGCAGGGUAUUUGUGGGCCUGCCGAUCUUGAAAGAGGCUGUGUGGGUGUCUGUCACGACUCCAAUCUACAUCCAGGACUGCGGGGUUGUUCUAGACUGCCCGAGGAUGUAAAUAGACCUUAUGAUGGUUAUCAGUAAUGGAUAUUUUCCUUUACAGUUGCCCAAGGAUCACAAACUUAUAAAGAGGUCUGUAAAUAUGAUACAUUUGCCAUAGUAUUCCAACAAAAGGAUUGACUUUUACUCUGUAUUGAUUUAACAAUGCAAAAAUCAGCCAUUUUUUUGGAGGACCCAGGGAAAUGUAUCAGAUUUACUUACUGGAGUAUGGUUCCUUCUCUCAGAGUAAUAUGAGGACGUUUCAAAUGAAUGAAUGUCUCGAAGAAAUGUGCAAUUAAGUAUCAUAGGGAAGUGGAAAUGUUCCAAGGUCUUGCACCUGUAUAGACAGAAGACAGCUUACCAAAUUCUGCCAAACGACUUCAGUUUGUCAGCUUCCAUCUUUCAGGUUCCAACUUUCUGUCAGUCAUCUGGUUAUUGAACCAGCUGGAGAGGCUUCAUGAAUGAUCUUGAGACCUAUUAGGCUAAAGUGGGUCAAUGACCAAGCCCAGUUAAAAGCAAAAUGCAUAUCAGAUUUGUGACGUACAGAACUGCAAGUCUGAAAUCAGUUAAAUAACGGAAAACAGUCAAAAGUGGUACCACAAUUCUUUUGCAUUAUAUAUUUUGUGAUGCAUUUCGUAGGCGUCUUUCAACUAAGACAGUUGACUGGACUUGACUGUACGAGAAUAAAUGGACAGCAGUU
Molecule: messenger RNA, 3358 nt
Organism: Macrobrachium nipponense
Lineage: Eukaryota; Metazoa; Arthropoda; Malacostraca; Decapoda; Palaemonidae
Product: golgin subfamily A member 6-like protein 7
Exons: 7
Coding region: 506-2677 (723 amino acids)
Biological process (GO): protein peptidyl-prolyl isomerization
Molecular function (GO): peptidyl-prolyl cis-trans isomerase activity
Source: RefSeq, a predicted model, not a curated record